AUGGUCAAGGCCGUCGUCAAGCGCAAGGCCGAUGACCUGACGAGUACGGGGUUGGCGAAGAUCAACGACGCCUAUUACACCGCCCUCGGCAACGCCGUCAGCCGAGUUUUGCAGAGUGACGCGUUCAAGGAUAUGCGAAGUAAAGCCCCCUUGACAAUCACGCAUGGAGGUUCACGAGAAGCUUUCAAGAAGGAGAGCUUCAGAACCGCCCUCAAGAAAGAUGACUACGUGACAUCGGGGAAUGCUGCGUGGAUCAACGAGAUGUACAACCCGCUCCACGGCGUUCCGCUGAGUUCCACCAGCAUCCAGAACAUCGCGGACCACAACUACAGGACGCCCAGCUCCGUGGGUAACAUCACCUUCGACAUCGCAGCAGAUUCUCACACUUGGAGUCCUGAGGAGCAUAAGGGCGCCCUGAAGCUGGCAGGGCCGAUGGAACCAUUGCACGCGUUGUGGAUCGCUGCCGACAGGGACAUCCAAGCGAACCCCGAGGACACCGACCUUCAUGGUGAGUGGGCCAAGGUUUUCCGGGGCGUGGGCUUUCGCUAUGUCGUCAUUUCAAACGACUUGGACGUGUUCCACCACCAGGAGAACGAGAAAGAGAAGUUAAUCACCCUCGGCGACGCUGUCACGCCCAGUGGCCUGCAAAAGAUCAUGAAGAUCGUGAAUUACAAGAUCCGGUACUUGCAGAAAGAGCAGAAGGACGACAUACCAAAUACAGAGCUGAUGAGGUGGCUCAAGUCGAAGAUUUCAUUGUCUCCCAAGUCGGAGCAGUUCUCAGCUGACUACGUGAACCACGCCAUCUCCACUUUCGACAACGCUAUCUCCAACACUACGAUUUUGGGACUUGUGUCGGAGUGCGAGAAGAUGGGCACCGCCUCCCCUUUCGCUUUCAUUUCUGGGAUGCACAUCAUGGUCCUGAGUGAGACCAUUUGGAUAUUCGCCAGCGCUGUGGACUACGUGAAAAUGGAUUUCGCUGAAAAAAAUGCCUUCGCCACGCGUCAUCUCCAGCCAGAACGCGGCAACAAGAAAAGCAUAUUGGACCUCUUCCUCUUCAAGAAAACCGUCCGCGACUACCUGGUGGAUACGUGGAUGUCGGCCAAGCCUUGGCCAAGCGAGAUCAAGGCGCUCAUCCGGGAGAAGACCAAGGACCACGGGGUAUACCGAAAGAUGGUCCGUGGGUAUCCGGAUGACCACUCCCCGAAGGAUCACACUUGGAAGAAGGGCUUCUCCAUCAGCGCGAAGCUCUUUUUUGAUAUGGUCGAGGGCGUCGCGUACGACAGGGAGUUUGACCCGUCACUCAAUAAUGCAGUAAAGAACCGAAAGAGCGCAGCCGAGGUACUCGAGUACACGCAGUUCAAGGAGAAGAUCGCCGACAUCGAGAAGCAGAUCACCGACGAGGCAGUAGCGAAGGCGGCGAUGGAUAAGGGGGGCGUGGAGCCAGUCACCACGCCAGCGGGAUCCACAGCGCAGGACGGCGUGAAGCUGGAUGUGCCCAGCGUGGACUCCAAAGAGGUUGAGGAUAAGGAGAAGUUCACCGACUACUGGCAGAAGUACGCGACGGAGUUCCUCAGGACCUACAUCACCCUCAUCUCGGAGCCUCAGACGGAGGCGCAGCUGGCAGCUGCGUUGACGGCCUGCUCGGUGAGCCAGACCAGCGUUGGCGUGAAGGGCCAGGACUAUGUGGCAGCGUUCUUCACAGCAGGGUUGUCAUCAGAAUCCAUCACUGAUCCACACACGCGGGGUGCACCAUUUCGCAAGGAGAGGCUGCUAAAAUGUGGCAAGGCGUUCCUCGCAGCUCGGAGGGAUUUACACCGGAGGAACUCGGGGAGCGACGAUGAGGAGAUAACCAUCGGUCCCGGAGACGUUUUUAUCGCGCUGGACAACCAGAAGCCUGGCAAUUUGAGCAAGUUUACCGACUUCUUGAAAGACUCCCAGGGGAAGAAAGACCAUCUUUUCAAGCGCAAGUUCAUGCUGGUGUACGACUUCCACACCCUUAAGGCCCGCAGGCACCGUUCCAAAGGAAUUGGCACCCUGAAGCAGGAGGAGACCAUGAUCGCAGUGACAAGCGGCGCAGCGUUGCAGGUCCCAUCGAAGAUGCACACCAAGUACCAGGGCCAUAACAACGGGACGUGCAUCGGGCCGAUCAAGCUUACGCCAUUCAAUGAGUGCUGGACGGUCAGCUUCGACGAGAAGAAAGCCAUCUAUGGAAAGUUGCGCCUACCAGUUGGGGGAUCUGGUGACGACGACGGCGAUGAUGGCUGCGGCGACGGAGGCGAUGGAGAUGAGGUUCCCCCGACGAUCGCGGAGUUCGAGGCCGCAGCUUCCUGCCUUUCGACGGAUCCACCAUUCGAGACCCCCAGCAAGAAGACCAAGGUUCGUGCGGGAGCUAACAUCGAGCCCAUGAGCUACUACAGCAUGCCCGAGGAGUUCUUCGCCGAUGUCAUCGACGCCCUUUGCUUGAAAGAUACAUUCGACUUCACGCCAGGAGACGGGGCCAAUGCCAUGGCUCACCUCAGGAGCUGCCGCCAGAUUCCCAGGAGCUACGUGGGCAUCUGCUUCAACGACGUGCACCUCGAGAAGCUCGAAGCACACUUGAUCAAGAUGACGCUGAAAGCCUUCUGCACCUCGUCGGAUCCGCUCUUCCAUCCGCAGUACGCAGCUGGGUUGAAGAACCAUGGUGAGGCGGCGGUGCUGGCGCCGACCAAGGGCCCCAUUCUCAAGGUUCCCAAGGCGGCCGACGAGGAGGACGUGGACAUGGCGGGCAGUGCAGAGAAGCAAGCGGCAAGCGACGACGCCACCAGCAACAUCGCCGCAGACCAGCCGGCCACCAUCGGCGACAUGACGGGUAACGCCGACGACGCGGGCCACGACACGGGCGGCGCGGAGGCGGCCGACAGCCUUCACGUGGACACGGCGGGUAGCGCCGCAGAGCAGGUGGCAAGCGACGACGACGCCAGCAUCAUCAUGUCUCCAGACAGCGCUGCAGAUCCAGCGGCCGUUGUCGCGGCCAUCGUCGGCGACACGACGGGCAACGCCGAGCACAACGACGCGGGCCACGACGGGAAGGGCUGCGCGGAGGCUGCCGGCGAGGAGGCCGACGUCGACGAGCUGAUCACCCCUAGCGGCGACAGAGACCACGCCAGCGCUGGCAGCGAGGAGGGCAGGUUCCCUGACGCUGGAUCCCGAAUCUCAGUGAUGGACCUCGACGAGCUCCUGCCGGACGAGAAGACUACUGACAAGAAGAAUACCGACAAGAAGAAGAAUACCGACAAGAAGAAGGCCGUCAAGAAGGCCGUCAAGAAGAAUACCGACAAGAAGAAGAAAAGCAGACGUGAUCCGUCACCGUGCUCGUCUUCUUCAUCCUCCGAGGGGGCCGUGCUCUUGCGCCUGGGGACGUUCUUCAGCGGGCUGGAAACUCCAUCGGUCGCCUUGAACCAGAUCGGCCUGCCACACAAGUUAGAGUUUGCGAUUGAGCUAGAGGACUGCCUGCGGACCCUCAUCUACCAGACGUGGCACCCCACGGAGCUGCACUCGGAUGUGAAUUCUGUCGACAUGAAGGCUUUGCCCGACGUCGACAUCGCUGUUGGGGGAGCUCCGUGCCAGCCAUUUGCCAAGGGUGGCUCAUUGAAAGGCAUGGAGGAUCCACGGGGGCGUCUCGUCUACAAGAUGGUCGAGUACGUGGAGGCCAAGGCCAAGGCUAAUCUUCCAUUGCCGCGCGCCCUCCUCAUGGAGCAGUCCAAGACCUUGAAGAACAAGUGGAGCGACGUUUACGACAACAUCAAAUCUCGUCUUACCAAGCUAGGCUACCGCUUCAAGUCGACCUUCGUCAAUACCAACCUCCAUGGAAUACCCCAAUCACGCGAACGGCUUUACAUGGUGGCCUACUUCAAGGUGCACAAGUUCCACUUUCCCGAGGAGUUGAAGACAACCAUUCCCAUUGAGAAGAUGUUGCACCCGAUGUGGCAGACCGACUUGAAGACCACGCUUGUCCCAACAAACGCAGUGGCGCGGAUUGACCAGGCCCGCAAGGAAGCGGCGGACAGCGGCUACAACCCCGACGUCGACACCGUCUUCGUCGACCUAGACUCGUCAGAGCGUUUCUGGAGUUGGAAGGUUGAUGAGAGCAUGACGUUGACGAGAAGGCGAUGUGAGGGUGGCGGCUGGUUCAUGACGAACCGCGGUCGCCGGCAGACUGUCCGUGAGAUGCUCGCGAUGCAAGGGAUCGUCCCGCGUAGUCUGGGGGACACAACUUGCAUGUCUAGGACGGCGCUGCUGUCUGCGAUCGGCAAUGCCAUGUCAGUCAACGUACUGGAGCGGAUCCUGCCCCGCAUCGCCUGGUCCAUCGGUAAGCUGCCCCAGAAGAUGCACGACGUCUGGGAUGAUGAGUCCUGGGCGCUGAGGGGAGGCCGUUUCAAUGACGAGUCAUCGUGGUUUCUCUGA
Prorocentrum cordatum is the source of this 4443-nucleotide messenger RNA. The record is from the annotation of a GenBank genome assembly. NCBI's taxonomy places the organism in Eukaryota, Dinophyceae, Prorocentrales, Prorocentraceae.